AUGGCACCAAAUCUACGCCCACCGCGAAUCUCCCGGAACCAACAGAACACUCAACUGAGUUACGAAUUACCCCAGCGCAUCCACACGGCGAAGACAUACCCGCGCCUGUCCCCCAAUGGAUCUACCGUCAUCCUCUACGGGCUCGAAAAUGGAGUGAGGGUGGUCUGGAGAGGCGGCAAGGCCUUUAAGGCGCCGUCCGAACCGUCGGCAGCUUCCCAAAAGGCCAACGGAGCUGAAGAUGCUGUCAUUCUUCUUGAUUCCGAUGACGAGGCUGGUCCGCCCCAGAAGUUUGAUGACAAGCCCGAAUUUGAGGAUGAGGAGGAGGAGGUGGAUCCCUUGAAGCCACACCCAGAGAUCUUGCAAACGCUGGACCUACACCUCGGGACCAACGUCUUCCACAUUGCGCUGCUCCCCACGGCGGUUCUAAAGGCAGAAGGGGCAACCUGGCGAGGUCUCGAGCCGCUGAAGCAGAAGAUUGUGUUUACAGCGUCGUGUGGCGACAACGAUCUCAGAUUAAUCACCCUGCCGCUCAUACCACCAUCCCCGGCAAGCAAGGCCCGGCCCGAGUUCCGAUCGAGCUUUGCAGAGGCAUAUGCUGGAAAUGGUAGAUGGGGCGAGACCGUCACCCUUCUUAAAGGACAUCAAAGCCCUUCCGCGGGCGUUGCUAUGACAGCGAGUUUCGGCACCAGCCCCAAGAAUAACUCAAAUUCCUCGGCCACAGCAGGGGCACAAAUAAUUGUUGCUUCCCACUCAUUAGAAGUUACGGGCUUGCUACUCCUUUACAGAAUCUCUGUGAAAUCCCAACCACGUCAUGUGGAACCAUUUCAAAAGAUACAUCUAGCUUCGCCUGCCAAAUCGAUCUCCUUCAAUCCCUCUCUUUCGGGACAGCGCUCCAGCCACCUCCUCUUAGCAGAUACCAAGGGUACCUGUCGGAUUUACGACUACAGCAAACUGUCCACCAGCUCUGAAGAGGGAUCGGAAAGUACUGUGGCCGAGAGGGGAACAUGGCUCUUGCCUUUAUAUGCGCCUUUCCAAGGCACCAAGGAUAAUCAGCAAGCUGCACAUCCUAUGAGCGCCCACGCUGGAUUCGGGAGGAAAACGAUCAUUGAUGCGCAAUGGGUGUCAGGAGGAAAGGCAGUUAUCGUCUUACUUGACGAUGGGGAAUGGGGUAUCUGGGAUAUUGAAGGCUAUGGACCAGGUGCAUCAAAGGGUGGGCUACAGCGUGAAGGUGUGAAUGGUGGCUCCGUAUCGGAAUUCAGCCUCGUUGGGUACAUUGACAUUGCCGCCAAGCCUCGACAAUCAGGGGCUCCACAAAUCACCGGGCCCAAAUUUGUUCCAAUGACGCCCUCAACACGGAAGGCAAUCGAGCUUUUCAGCAAAUGCGCGGCCUCUAAUGGCAUAGUCAACGGGCAAAUAUCCGUCGCCGAAAUUCGUUCAUCUUCGCCUACCAGUCCAUCCGAAGAAUCGGUCGCCUUCUGGUUAGGCGAGACCUUCGCCCUUAUAUCAAACCUUCAAAAGUACUGGACAGCAAGGAAUUCCAAACCGGCCAAAGGAGGACAAGGCAAUUUGUUUGGAGGCGGGCCAUCGGGCUCUGGGCUGAUCCGACUCGAAGGUAUCGAUCUCCAAGGCGAGCAAUGCUCAGGCAUUGAGCAACUUACCAAACGAGCCCCAACCCAAGCAGAUCUACCAACCGAUCUGUUGAUUCUAGGUGAGCAUCGGUUUACCAUCCUCAGCAUAAAGAGUCAGACGAAGGAAGUAAAGGCUCGUGUUCCAUCUUCAAGGUCGGCACUUGAGGAGAAAACGGGCAAUAAUGCCAUGGAUUUGGAUGUAAUUGGUAUUGACCAGGCAUUGGCGAGGAUGGAAAACGUACAACCGAAGCGGGGGAAGUUGUUCGGCGCCUAA
This is a messenger RNA of Venustampulla echinocandica, 1902 nucleotides long. RefSeq lists its product as uncharacterized. The record is from RefSeq and is a predicted model, not a curated record. The transcript has 2 exons. Bases 1 to 1902 code for a protein of 633 amino acids. Gene Ontology annotation, molecular function: protein binding. Lineage: Eukaryota; Fungi; Ascomycota; Leotiomycetes; Helotiales; Pleuroascaceae.